AUUACCGAUACACGAAUACAAGAUGUAUUACGAAUACCUUAAUGAAUACUAAUAUAUCGGUCUCACCCUUACUUGGGACAUUCUUUUGUGCAAAAUUUGCGAAUCAAGGUUGUUGUAUGUUUUAAAAAUAAAAAUGCAGGCAACCAUGAAACCUUAUGUUUGUAAAGUCUGUAAAAAAUGUUUUGUAUUUAAAGAGAACUUUAAAACGCACAUGAAAAUGCAUCCUUCUGAAAAACGUUAUGGUUGUGAAGUGUGCGAAAAACGCUUUACACAAAUUUGUGAAUUAAAACUACACAUUAGAGUACAUACUGCGGAAAAACCUUACAUUUGUGAAGUAUGUAGAAAACGUUUUGCCCAAAUUGGUAAUUUAAAAUCUCAUAAAAAAAUACAUACUGGAGAAAAACCGUACAUUUGUGAAGUGUGUAGAAAAGGUUUUACCCAACUUCAUCAUUUAAAAUAUCAUCUAAGAAUACACACUGGAGAAAAACCGUACAUUUGUGAAGUAUGUAGAAAAGGUUUCUCCCAAAUUAGUAGUUUAAAAUCUCAUAUAAGAAUACAUACUGGAGAAAAACCGUACAUUUGUGAAGUGUGUAGAAAAGGUUUUACCCAACUUCAUCAUUUAAAAUCUCAUCUAAGAAUACACACUGGAGAAAAACCGUGAAGUGUGUCAGAAGUGCUAUGCACGAAAUUAUAUUUUGGAAAUACACAAAAGAAGACAUACUGCAGAGAAACCUUAUGUUUGUGAAGUUUGUAAAAAAGGUUAUGCAC
Bombyx mandarina (wild silkworm) is the source of this 768-nucleotide messenger RNA. RefSeq lists its product as uncharacterized. Gene Ontology annotation, biological process: regulation of transcription by RNA polymerase II. Lineage: Eukaryota; Metazoa; Arthropoda; Insecta; Lepidoptera; Bombycidae. Gene Ontology annotation, cellular component: nucleoplasm. The record is from RefSeq and is a predicted model, not a curated record. Gene Ontology annotation, molecular function: RNA polymerase II cis-regulatory region sequence-specific DNA binding; DNA-binding transcription repressor activity, RNA polymerase II-specific.